AUGGCACCAUCAAUGUCACUUAUUAGUGUUAGUGCGAUCCUCAUAUUGAAUGCUGAGGACGGUUCGCGUGUUUUCGCCAAAUACUACAACGUCCCGCAUCACAGCGCUACGCAAUCAAAUACCUCUAAAGCCCCAGCGAUCUUCCCAGAUGUGAAAGCGCAAAUUGCGUUCGAGAAGGGCUUAUCUGAAAAGACCUCAAAACAGACAGCGGAUAUUACCCUCUAUGAAAAUCACGUCGUACUCUACAAAAGCGAGAGCGACGUGAUGAUAUACGUAGUGGGUAGCACUGAAGAGAACGAAAUUAUGCUUUACAAUGUUAUACUCGCAUUGCGAGACUCACUUCACUUAACUUUUAAGCAGUCGGUAGAUAAGCGAACGAUUAUCGAGAAUUACGACCUAGUUUCGUUGACAAUCGACGAAAUUGUAGAUGAUGGUAUAAUUUUGGAGACAGACCCAACUAUCAUAACUCAACGUGUCAGCAGAGCACCCACGCAGGAUAUUCCACAGUUAAAAGGAAUCGAUUUGAGUGAGCAAGGAAUGAAUAAUUUGGCACAGUUUGGAAAAGCAAAACUGGGAGACUGGUUAAGGCAAGGCUUGUGA
Messenger RNA from Blumeria graminis f. sp. triticale, 600 nucleotides. NCBI's taxonomy places the organism in Eukaryota, Fungi, Ascomycota, Leotiomycetes, Helotiales, Erysiphaceae. The record is from the annotation of a GenBank genome assembly.